Trachemys scripta elegans is the source of this 1410-nucleotide messenger RNA. Its product is annotated as myotubularin-related protein 13-like. NCBI's taxonomy places the organism in Eukaryota, Metazoa, Chordata, Testudines, Emydidae. The record is from RefSeq and is a predicted model, not a curated record. The transcript has 10 exons. Gene Ontology annotation, biological process: regulation of Rab protein signal transduction. The annotation marks the transcript as partial. Gene Ontology annotation, cellular component: cytoplasmic vesicle.
GAAUCCAAAAUGUGCUGAGCUUGUUCUGUGCGGUCCUUACAGAAAAUAAGGUUCUCUUUCACUCUGCAAGUUUUCAGAGGCUCAGUGAUGCCUGUAGAGCACUGGAGUCUUUAAUGUUUCCUCUCAAAUAUAGUUAUCCCUAUAUUCCAAUUCUCCCUGCACAGCUGCUAGAAGUUCUCAGUUCACCAACGCCUUUCAUUAUUGGUGUACAUUCCAUCUUUUGUGCUGACAUUCAUGAGCUUUUGGAUGUAAUUAUAGCAGACCUGGAUGGAGGCACAAUUAAAAUUCCUGAAUGUAUUCAUCUAUCUCAGCUCCCAGAGCCACUGCUACAUCAAACUCAAACAGCUCUUUCUUUAGUUUUACACCCCGAUUUGGAAACGGCAGAUUAUGCAUUCCCUCCACCACGAACAGGUUUAUCACACUCAAAAAUGCUGGAUAAAGAAGUACGAGCAAUUUUCCUGAGAUUGUUUGCACAACUUUUCCAAGGAUACAGGUCAUGCCUUCAGCUGAUCAGAAUUCAUGCUGAACCAGUUAUACAUUUUCACAAGGCGGCCUUUUUGGGCCAGCGAGGCUUGAUUGAGAAUGACUUUCUCACCAAAAUUCUCAAUGGAAUGUCAUUUGCUGGUUUUGUAUCUGAGAGAGGUCCUCCCUACAGAUCCUGUGAUCUCUUUGAUGAGUUGGUAGCUUUUGAAGUGGAAAGAAUUAAAGCUGAGGAAAGUAAUCCACCAAAAAUGAUGAAGCACGUCAGAGAGCUUGCCGAACAGCUGUUCAAAAAUGAGAAUCCAAAUCCUCACAUGGCAUUCCAGAAAGUUCCACGGCCCACGGAGGGAUCCCAUUUACGAGUUCAUAUCCUUCCUUUCCCCAAAAUUAAUGACAGCCGGGUUAAGGAGCUAAUUCAAGAAGGCCUGGCUAAGAACCAAAGUGCACCACCGGCUACUCGGGUAGAAAAAAAGUGUGUGGUUCCUGCUGGUCCGCCUGUUGUUUCCAUAAUGGAAAAGGCCAGUACAGUUUUCAACAGUGCACAGAGGCUGGAAGUUGUUAGAAACUGCAUCUCAUUCAUAUUUGAAAAUAAAAAUUUGGAGACUGAAAAGACUCUGCCCGCUGCGUUGAGGGCACUAAAAGGAAAGGCAGCUCGACAGUGCCUCACACAGGAGCUAAGCCUGCAUGUUCAGCAAAAUCGGGCAAUACUGGACCACCAGCAGUUUGAUUACAUAGUGCGGAUGAUGAACUGUACUUUACAGGUAUUUUAUGCUUCUUUUGGCCUCCUUUCCCAUUCCUCCUUGGUUAUUUUAAAACAGCAUUGAUUGUGAUGGUGGGGAAACAAAACAGAGUUUGAUCGGGGACAAUGCAGUGUAGUAGAUUUAACAAGUGUUACCUGUCCAUAGAGUUCUGAGACCUUUAGAGUUGAAA